Molecule: messenger RNA, 2087 nt
Organism: Gryllus bimaculatus (two-spotted cricket)
Lineage: Eukaryota; Metazoa; Arthropoda; Insecta; Orthoptera; Gryllidae
Source: the annotation of a GenBank genome assembly
UAAUUUUGUUCACUUCAAAAAAAUUUCCCGACCCAUGCUCUACUCUGUUUUCGUGUUACAAAAUUUCGCGAUUGGUUUUUGUCUUUGACAUUUGUUGCCAAUAUACGAUAUACUUCUUUACUGUUUAUCAUACUUUGUUGAAGAGGGUAAAAUAUACGUAUUAGUUAAAAGACAUAUGUUCAAAGUGAUUGUAAACAUUCUUAAAAAAUGAAAAAUAUCUACCCGACUUCAAGUAUGCGUUCAAUAGUUUAUUAUUGUACUAUUCAAAGAAAAUAUAAUGUCGAACGUCUAUUGGCAAUUCUGAAUGUAUACAUUUGUUAUCUGUCAUUAUAUGUGAUAUAGGUUUGAGUGCGUAAAUACUACACUGAGCUGUCGGGAGCAAUGCUUUGUUGUAUGAAGUUCACUGAGUGAAGUAAUGGAAAAUUAUUGGGAUGAAUCUGUUGAAGGAUCGGUUAUUAGCAAUGGCAAUGAGAUACUUCUUACCACUGAACCAUCGUCAUCAUCAUUUUGUGUCGAAACACAAAAUAGUGAUCAUCGAGGUUCUGGAAGAAUAGCAACUGUAUUUUUAAUAGUUAAUGCAGCACUUGGAGCUGGUUUACUAAAUGUACCCCAAGCAUUUGAUCAAGCUGGAGGGAUAGGCACAGCUUUGACAGUUCAGGCAGUUCUUUUAGUUUGGAUAGUGGGAGCUCUCCUCAUUCUAGCCAAAUGUGCUGAAGAUGUCGGGGCAACCAAUCUUCAAGAAGUAUUAGCUGCUCUGUCAGGAAAUACGGGACUCAUUGCAUGCUCUAUUGUUGUGGCUCUCUAUUGCUUUGGAACAUGCGUAACAUUCCUGAUAAUCAUUGGGGAUCAAUUUGACAGAGUAGGUGUGGGUGCUGUUCUGUAUGUUGUGGCUUUGAUUGUGUAUGAAAAGUAUACUGGUGGUUUUAUUCCUGGACCUAUUAAAACGGUUCCUGAUCAUUGGACUGAUGUCUUCCUUGUAGUUCCAGUCAUUUGCUUUGGCUAUCAGUGCCAUGUUAGUAUUAUUCCCAUCUAUUCAUGUCUUCGGCAUCGGAAUAUGAGGAAUUUUGCAUGCAGCUCGAUGACUGCUAUUGCAAUUUGUGUCAUCUGCUACAGUAUUGCUGGUGUGUUUGGUUACUUGACAUUUGGCUCCAAUGUUGCAAUUGACAUUUUACUGGGAUAUGGUGGUUCCAAUCCGCUUGUACUUUUUGGGAUUGCUGCCAUUGCUAUUAAAACAUUUACUACUUACCCAAUUUUAUUGUUUUGUGGAAGGGAAGCUGUCAGUACUCUCCUUACAUUUGUGCCUUGGCUGAGAAGCAAUGAUGUGGCUGUGACUGAACGAAAACGAAGAAUUAUUAUAGCCAGUAUUUGGUUUUUCCUUUCAUUGAUAUUCUCAGUUAUCAUUCCAGAUAUUCAAAUUGUUAUUAGUAUAUUGGGAUCUCUGGCUGCUGUAUUUAUUUUCAUCUUUCCAGGGAUUUGUUUAUUACAGUCAACACUGCAUCGUGAUCCAUUCAUAAUCUUAAAUAUUGACCGAAUUUUUAUAUUACUCGCUUCUUUGUUUUUCCUGCUUGGUGCCUUCAUUAUUGGAGUGGUUAUAAGUCAAAUCCCAGAGGAGAUCGCCAAGGAGUCUUCCAAGACACUUUUAUGUACUUAGAUAGAAUUAUAUUUAAUCACCUCACUAUUGAGGCAGGAACUCUGCACUUGUAUUAUUUUUUAUUUAUAUUGAAGUAAUGAUUGCCAUUAUGAUGAUGUGAAACUGAUCAAUUUUCCUUAUAUAUUGACGUUUAUUGAAUGCAUUUGCACUGUCUCAAUAUUUAUUAUUAUAGUAUCAUUUAUGACAAUUUUGUAUACAUAAAUGUUCUUACCUAAUAUAUUACUGUAAGGGACCAUACUGAUGUAUUUUUAAAGUUGAAAGUAUUUUGAUAUACCACUUACUAAUGUUACAUAUUGUGAAAAAUUAUACUCAUUGAAUGUAUCUCACUUGUUUUUGUGCACUAUUGUGUAUCCAGUUUGUUUCUCUUAUAUCAGCCCUGAUAACUUAUGUAGGGUGUUAUGGACAAUAAUGAAAAUAAGACUGCAUUUUGAUGAUA